Molecule: messenger RNA, 810 nt
Organism: Candidozyma duobushaemuli
Lineage: Eukaryota; Fungi; Ascomycota; Pichiomycetes; Serinales; Metschnikowiaceae
Gene: SLU7
Product: mRNA splicing protein
Exons: 1
Coding region: 1-810 (269 amino acids)
Biological process (GO): mRNA splicing, via spliceosome
Cellular component (GO): spliceosomal complex
Molecular function (GO): pre-mRNA 3'-splice site binding
Source: RefSeq, a predicted model, not a curated record
AUGCCGCCCGCAGAUAAUCUGUACAUCCCCAAGUUCAUUCUGAAUGUACCUUGGUACUACAAUGAGCUACAUGGGUCUGACGAUGCUUUCAAGCAUCAGCGGAAGGAACCUACAAGUGCCCCAGCUGAAGGUGGGCCUACAGCAGGCCAAGGUUUCGACGAUAAUGGCAAGACAGUAAAUGCAGCCAAUGACUUUGCUGCUAAAAGAGAUCGCUGGCAUGGUUAUAAUGCAAAGGAGUGGGACGAAAUCUUUGCAAAGUGGGACUCGCUCAAGAAGUCUAAGAGACCGAAGCAUACUGAAGAAUCCGAUAGUGAUGACACAGACUAUGAAUUAGAGCUACAGGAGCUUGGGAUCGAGCGGAAGGACUUCCAAAGAGGCUUUGUGGAAGACCCAAUCGAAAAGUCCAUCAGAGAAAGAAAGUAUACACCAGCAUAUAUUUUGGCGAUCAACGCCAAUGAGGGUGGAAAGAUCAGAAUAGGCAAGGAUUCUACUCGUGGUAUUGUGAACGAUGAGUCAGACUUUGUGAAACAGCCUAGCAAGGAGGAAAAGGAUUUCAAUCGAAUGCAACAGUUUGCAUGGGAACAAAACAAACAGUACGAGCAAGAGAAGCUGAGAGAACUAUAUCAGAGACAGCUAGCGAAUAUGAGCAAUCCUAAUGCAGAAGCCGUCGAUUACACAGUUCCAGUUGAUCUAGGCUUCAGUGUUGAGGCGAGUCCUACAUUGAUGAUGAUGAAAAAGAAGGAGGAGGAUAAAAAGAAGAAAGAUGCAAGCGAUAAGCGGAAAAAAAGCCUUCUUGACAGGUAUGGGUAG